Molecule: messenger RNA, 2943 nt
Organism: Zootermopsis nevadensis
Lineage: Eukaryota; Metazoa; Arthropoda; Insecta; Blattodea; Termopsidae
Product: glycerol kinase 3
Biological process (GO): carbohydrate metabolic process; glycerol-3-phosphate metabolic process
Cellular component (GO): mitochondrion
Molecular function (GO): glycerol kinase activity
Source: RefSeq, a predicted model, not a curated record
AUUGCCAUCCUCACAAAAUAUAAUAUUUUUUUUUGUUUCCGAAGUCAUAUUCUCGUGUUUGUAUUAGCUGCUUUCUACGAAACGUUCAAACUUCCCACGACGUUCGGUGUGUGUAGCCUUUGGUCGUAGCCUGCGUUGUAGCUGGGAGAUGAUCCUUGAAGGAAUUUAUGCUAUGGUGGUGGUGGUGUGGUUAUAGCGAUAAUGUGGAAAUUUAAACAUCAUACAUAUAAUUACGAAAUCUUAUACGUUUAUAGGAUGGGUUCUUAUUACAUCCUCUUGCAAUCUGGCUACCCUUUCAAUUCGUAAAAUGGUAUAGAUGAAUUGUUAAGAAUACAACGGAAUACUGGUUGUAAUAGCCAAAAUUUUAGGUUAGUAACGGUCUAGCUGUGGACACUACCGAAAAGUGAAAAAUGUCCAGUAGGAGAGGUAAAUUUGGCCCACUGGUAGGAUCUAUUGAUGAAGGCACCAGCAGUGCCCGCUUCCUGGUUUUUGCUGCAGAAACUUCAGAAUUGCUGACAUAUCAUCAAAUUGAAAUACGUCAGAUGUGUCCACGAGAAGGAUGGGUAGAACAGGACCCAUUACAAAUCUUGAAGGCUGUUAAAGAUUGUGUAGAGAUUACAGUUGAUAAUCUCCACAAAUUAGAUAUUGAUCCAUCAGAUAUCGUGGCUGUGGGGAUUACAAAUCAGAGGGAAACUGUAGUUAUCUGGGACAGAUGUACUGGACAGCCACUAUAUAAUGCAAUAGUUUGGUUGGACGUUCGUACCACGUCAACGGUGGAUGAAGUCCUGGUUGAUGUUCGAGACCAUAAUCAGGACUGUUUAAAAUCUUUAUGUGGCUUACCUGUCAGUACUUACUUUAGUGCUGUCAAGAUCCGUUGGCUAAUGGACAAUGUACCGGAAGUGAAACGCGCGGUUGAAAGGAAGCGGUGCUGUUUUGGUACUAUGGAUACGUGGUUGUUGUGGAAUUUAACUGGUGGAAAAGAUGGUGGUUUAUAUAUUACUGAUGUCACAAAUGCGUCUAGGACAAUGCUCAUGAAUAUAAAGACUCUACAGUGGGAUUCAACUUUAUGCAAGUUUUUUCGUAUUCCAAUGGACUUGUUACCUGAGAUACGAAGUUCGUCAGAAAUUUAUGGCUAUUUGACUGAUGGGUCAUUGCAAGGAGUGCCAAUAUCAGGGUGUUUAGGUGAUCAGCAGUCGGCUCUCGUAGGACAGAUGUGCUUCAGACAGGGUCAAGCAAAGAACACCUACGGCACUGGAUGCUUCUUAUUGUAUAACACUGGUCUGUCUGUAGUUCAGUCAACCCAUGGUCUUUUAACGACCGUAGCCUACAAGCUUGGAAAAUCAGCAAAUGCUGUUUAUGCAUUGGAAGGAUCGGUGGCAAUUUGUGGGGCGGCAAUGAAAUGGUUGCGAGACAACUUACGUAUAUUGGGCGAUAUUUCUCAGUCUGAUAAAAUUGCGCAGUCCGUCACUGACAGAAGCGAAGUGUACUUUGUGCCUGCAUUUUCUGGCCUUUAUGCCCCAUUCUGGAGGAAAGAUGCUCGCAGUGUCAUUUGCGGCAUAACAGAAGAUACCACUGAUGUAGCAAUAGUUCGUGCCGCGUUAGAAGCGGUUUGCUUUCAGACAAGGGAUAUCCUGGUUGCGAUGAAUAAGGACUGUGGCAUCCCUCUUACGAAACUUCUUGUAGACGGGGGAAUGACGACAAACAAUUACGUGAUGCAGUUACAAGCAGAUCUGUGUGGUAUUCCAGUAGUUCGGCCGCUUAUGACAGAAACCACUGCGCUUGGUGCAGCUAUGGCUGCUGGAAGUGCGGAAGGAAUUGGAGUGUGGGACUUGAACAAUCUGCAGGGUGUUGGCAGCGAUGUAUUUAAACCAGCGAUCUCAGAAGACGAAAGAGACAUGAAAUAUUCCCGAUGGAAGAUGGCCAUUGAGAGAAGCCUCGGCUGGGUGGCUGAUGAGGCAAAUGGAGAAAUGUAUGAAGAAGAUAAACAGCAAUAUGUUCUGUCAUCAGUGCCAGGCAGCUUGUUCCUCAUCACUGCUGCAGGCUUGCUGCUCUUUGCCCAGUAUUUGAGGUCUUGACUUAACACAAUAAUCAGGAUGAACGCUUGUACUUACAUCUUUUAGUUGCAAUAUUGUCUUCAGUUCUUUUGUGAUUGCCUUGGAGAUUUCAUUAUUCUGUCUCUCAGUAUUGUGACUGAUGCAUCCAACAUGACAAUCACCACAGAUAAAUACAUGCAAGGAGACGCCCCAUAAAGAAUGCCUAUGCUUUGCAGUUAUGCACUUUUUACACUUUGUGCAUAUUGGUAAAUGAUUUGCUUGUUAUUUCUCUCAAUUUCUAGUCAUUUGAUGCUUAAUACUUGCAUAAUUCAAGCGUCACAGUGAACCACACAUCAUGAAAAAUUUAUAUAUUAAAUAAUACAACUUUUACAGCCAAAAAUGCGUCAAAUCGUACUUGGUGUUGAAGGUACGUUGAACAAAGAAUACACAUGUAAUUAGUUACAACAUUUAAUAAACUUAAUAACAUUAUAAAUGCAAUAUAAAUUAUCAAAGCACAGACUAGACACAAUAAAUAACACACUCUGAACUCUGAAACAAUUAUGUAACUGAAAUAUAAACAGAAGUUUGAUUUUCUUUCUUGUGCAUUACAAUUUUCAUAAUUUGUUAUAGCUGUGUUAUUCUUACAUCUCAAAAAAAUGUUAAAAUCGAAUUCACCUGUGUAAGUAGCUGGGCAUAUCUGAUGUUUUGUCGUUGAUGGAUUUCAUUGUUCUGAAUGUUUGAUUUGUUUUAAGAAGCCCAUUUAACAGAAGGCCGAUAUGGUAUUUGUGAAUUUUAUGAAAUGGCUUUAUCAACAAAUGUUUGUAUAAAGUUAUAAGUAUAAGGCCAGAAUGUUACUGAUUUAAGCACUAGAUUUAACUUUAAACUACAUUAAAAACCUGAUUGUCCAACA